AUGAGGUUGCCCGUGUCAGGUGCCGCUGGACAGCCACAUCGCCGCGGGACCACUGAAUGUCAGGAAAUUGGCCACUCCCUUGCUUCAAUCACAACAUGCGUCGCUUCAAGAUUCCCAUUGAUAUGCUGGACGAACCCCUUCGGGUGGAGACAUCCAUUCGUAAAACAGCCCGGGGGCAAGUUCAAAAGGUCAAAUACCAUCGCAUGGAGGCAGACCUCCCUACGACAACUCCUGCAGCUGCCACCCUCCCAACUCCUGCCCAAGAGAUCAACAAUCUUGGUGAAGGGUAUGACCAAGAUGCCACAGUCAUCCCCCUGCAUCAAAGGACAUCGGGAAAGGACCAGUGCUCUCUGGGAAACUGGAUUGAUUUUCAAUCUGUGCCAUGGUGGUAAUCCUUGCCCACGAUUGGCAGAAUCUGAAAUGGAAGAGAAUUCCAGGCAAGACCAACAGUGGAUUUCUAGGAUUGUUGGCCCCGCGGGAGGUGGAGCCACCGCCGCCGGGGAGACCAAUUCCACUGAAGCCCCCGCCCGCGGCGUGGAAACAAUCCUGGAUCCUCUUACCGUCGGGUCAGACAAUAGCCCCGUGGCAAGGACAUCGAUGGCCGCGGGACCAAUCGAGACCCCCGCGGGAGGUAACGCAGCCGCGGGACCAGUCGCUUCCCCGGCGGAAAAUGCCUUGGAAAGCGUCACCGUCGGAGGUAAGAAUGUGGACACUCAGUACGGUGGUGGUGGAGGUACCAACAUUCCAGACCUCAAUACCCGAUUGGGCAAGGCUGCCCUGGAGCUAUUUGGUGAUGACAAGGGAGAAGGAGAUGUUGAUGAAGGUUAUGACUCUGAAGACAUCGACAAUGUGGAGUCAGAAAGUUCCGAACAAGACCUUCAUGAUGAUGAUGCUGAGAAUGUUACCGACCAUGCCACAAAUGAGUAUUAUGAAAGAAUGAAAGGCUUCGAUACCCCCCCUCAGCCUGUUGGCGAAGAUCCGCUUGGUAAUCCUUUCAUAACAGUUGUUGACACCAAUGGCCUUCAUCAUCUUCCCAUUCACUAUUGCAUGUGCCCUUCUUCACGACCAAGGGAUGAGCAGUUGUUACAGGAAAGGCUCUUUCCCAGCAGCUUCACCUCCAUCAGGACCGUCUUCACAUUCCGAGUUUUGGAUGAUUUCCGUAUGACUAACUUGUGUUGCAAAAGUUCCUGUUACCAAUAUUUUCUGAAACUUCGACGGUUAACAUGCCCUACAUUUCCCAAAUCAGUGCCACUGGAGAAAUGGCAUAUGGCUGUGCUUCCUGUCCCCAACCUGGAACCAACUUACCAGACAACUGGAAAGAGGAACCAGAUCAAUGGAAAUUUCUCGGCUGAUCACCUGAAGCAGAAAAAUCCACUGGAUGAUGUCCCAUUGACCAGUGGUGAGGGGAUGAUGACCAACCAGACACGAUACAAAAGCUACCUUGCCCACCCAAUGGCAAUACCCCAACCCCGCCUGAGGUGGGCAAAUGGAACUUCCGUUGCCGUCGGCCAGUGCCUUAGUCUACCGCGGGCUAUGCUUGCCGUCGGCCAGUUGCGGCAGAGCACCUCGCAUGCUUGCCGCGGGCAGACAUCAGGUGGAACUAGCGCUGCCGUCGGGCAGUGCUGGGUGCCUCAAUCUACCGCGGGCUGCGCCUGCCGUCGGCCAGCUCCAGCGGAGCAUUUCCCUGCCGCGGGCUCAUUCGGUUGUGAUGUGACUGGCAUUGCUGCUUUUGCAUGUGCCAGAUCCGGUGCCUUCAUUCUGGGAAGUGUGGUUGAUUUUCAAAAGGGCGAACAUCAAAUGAACAUUGACUAUGCAUUGUGUGGAAAGGUAAUGGUGAUAUAUGAUGUGAUGUGUCAAUACCAUGUCCACCUCUGGAAGAGAAUUUCUGAGAACCCCUUCCUCUCUUUUCCGGAAAAGUUGCAGCUGUUUGCUGCAAUCGGUCUCUUCCACGUCCAUGGUCAUCGGGAUGAAUGCCUCUUCAGGUUUGCCACCUCCUUCAUUCCAGGUGCUGGGAUGGUUGACGGCGAGAUCCUGGAAUCUCUGUGGUCCCAACUUAAUGACAUUUCCCGGAGUACUCGGACCUCCACUUUGGCCCACAGAUCAGAAGUUCUUGACAACCAUAUGAAUUACAGCAACUGGAAUAAAAUGGUCAACAUUGUUUCUUCUGUUAUUUCAAAGUACAAGAAGUCUGUCGUGGGUUUGGUGGACAGCCAGGAGUACUUUGAGCAAUUGAAUCACUCUGCUUUGCCUUCAGAUGUUGUAAAGUGGACUGAGGACAUUAGGCAUGCCAAAAAACAACGGGAAAGAGGUAAUCUGAAAGCUAUGGAUAUCAUGGAACCAGCCAAACCAGCAAAUUAUGAAGGCAAGUCCUCCAUUUUUCCAUUCCGUUUUCUGGAGGGUCCCGCGGCUAUCUUGCUGUCUGCCGCCGGCGAUAGGCCCGACGGGGAUACAGGUGUCGCCGACGCUCCCAAGUCAACCGCAGAUGUCCAAUUGGACCUUAUGGAGCAGGAAGCUGCUGCAACAGGGGAAACUGGACAAACGUCGUGGAUAGCUACAGGGCUCAAAAUUGAAGAAUCACAGAUUGAUCUUCGUUGCUUCAUCCGAAGGCUUGGCUCACACCCGACCACCGCUCAAAAGCUUGAGAUUGCCAAGAAACGGGAGAGGCUAAGGUCCCGUGUGGAUACGUUCAACAGGACGGCAUGGAAUUUCAUCGGUCAAAAUAUUCAACAGUCUCUCUCUGAGAAUGUCACCCUUCUUGUUGAAGAGUUUGACAUGGAUGACAUGCUCCAAAUCGAUGAUCCACUCCCUACCGAUAAUACUGGCACAGGCCCGACGGCUACCUUUGCCGCGGGAUGCCCGACGGGCCAACUUACCUUGGAACAGAUUGCUCUGGCUAAGGCCAGUCGUGCCUUUGCUGCCACUCGGUCAGCCACUGAAGCCGUUGAACAUGUCAAAAUUCCAUUGCCAUCUACUUUCGGAGCUGCGAUGCUGCAUUCCAGACAGUUGGAAUCACUCCUAUGGAAAGAGUAUCAACUCCGACAAGGUCAGGCCAAUGAUGCUCUGCAGGGUGUUCGGGUGUCGAUUGCGAAUCUCUCGUUUGAGUAUUCGAAGAAACUCCGAAAGAUCAAGAAAAGCAAGGUGAAGAAAACAAGAGCCUGGGCGGGGAUACAAUCUGUUGGGAGAGUGCUUCAUCAUCACAGAUUGCUUUAUGCCCAUGCGGUGAGAGCAUUGGAGAAAUUAGGGGACCCUGACAGAACCAUUGGGACUCUUUACAAACCAUUGGAGGUGAAGGACAUGCAAGCUAACACUGCCAUUGCAGAUCCCAAUGCUCCCGGGCAACGUAACAUGCGGCCUGCUUGGUUCUGGGGCUCUGACCUUUCUGGCAACAUGGAAGAUAAUUCCAGAAUGGUUGAAUUUCACAGGGUGAACUGGCUUCGUGUGCGGGCACGAUAUCAUCGUUGGAGAGAAGAAUUUAAUAUAACAUCACACGAGAUGGAAUGGGUUACGAGAUAUUUUUUAUUCCAGACGAGGAAAUGGGCAGGAUGGAGGGAAUUAGCUAGGGGUGAAGGGAAGGAUGGCCAUGUCUGUUACGCUGAGGGGCAGAUGGAUAUCUGGAUGAGGCUUGCUGAAGAUGCCAACAAACGAUUUUCCAUUGCAAACUUUCAUUAUCAAUGUGGCCAGCAGUGUACAUCGGGCGGGAUGACACUCCGCCGUUAUCACACCGUCGGCACCAAUUUUAUCACGCCGUCGGCACUGGCAUCACCGCGCUGUACCGCGGCGCCUGUCGCGGCAUUCUUCCAAUUGUUUCCCCGCGGCGUUGUAACCGUCGUAAUAACCGUCACCGCCAUGUGUGGAUCACAUGACCAUAUUGCUCUCGAUCAGAUUAGAAACAUUGCUUUUGAAGACAAGGAAGACUCUUGGACAGAAUCCCCUGAGAAACACAUGUGGUGGACAAAGGGUCUCCGUGCAGAGGGUGAAAGACUGGCAUUGGCCAUCGGCUAUCAUGUUGCUGAUGGUAGUGUUGUCAAAAUCCCUGCUUGGGUAAGUUCUUUCAUGCACGCAACUCAUGUCCAAGACAAAGAGUUCGCUAUACUGCCACCCCUGGACCUCCUCCCCAAUACCACAUAUCCCGACGACCCCAGCCGCAUCGUUUCAUCCUACCACGCAGAUUGGUGGAACACCGAAGAGAACCCCUGCCUUCCCAAACCUUACUCCAAGGAAGAGAUGAAGGCCUUUGAUGCUUGGCUACAAUUGGUUGAUCAGCCUCUCAGUAUUGAUUCACAAUCACGUCCCUUAGGACCGAUUCCUCAAGAUAUCAGUGCAUCCGCGGCACGCGCCUUCAAGUGUCUACAGAGUGCUCUCAUUAGAAUUGAGGUAGUUAUGGCAAACUGGAGGGAUGCAAGGAAGGCAGCUCGUUGGCGCAUAGGAACUUUGGAAGCCUUGUUGGAAAAGGUGCACCAGGGUUCCACUAUCUGCGGUAGGAGAAACCUCCAGUCCAUCGUUGGAGCCAUUGCUUCCAUCAAUCGCACCACGGGGAUCUACUCUGUCCGAGGGGCCACCGCGGUCCCCUGGGUACACCGUGCCGCGGAGGCUUUCUCCACUUGGAGUGCCGUGGGGGACUCCGCUGCAACCGCCGCAUGCACCGCGGGGACCCUCUCCCUUGGAUGGUAUGGUUGUUGA
This is a messenger RNA of Laccaria bicolor S238N-H82, 4680 nucleotides long. RefSeq lists its product as uncharacterized. Bases 1 to 4680 code for a protein of 1559 amino acids. The transcript has 15 exons. The record is from RefSeq and is a predicted model, not a curated record. NCBI's taxonomy places the organism in Eukaryota, Fungi, Basidiomycota, Agaricomycetes, Agaricales, Hydnangiaceae.